Molecule: messenger RNA, 1989 nt
Organism: Daldinia caldariorum
Lineage: Eukaryota; Fungi; Ascomycota; Sordariomycetes; Xylariales; Hypoxylaceae
Exons: 2
Coding region: 441-1487 (348 amino acids)
Biological process (GO): positive regulation of protein ubiquitination; metal ion transport; vacuolar transport
Cellular component (GO): perinuclear region of cytoplasm; endoplasmic reticulum; Golgi apparatus
Source: RefSeq, a predicted model, not a curated record
GCAACACGGCGCAGGACGGGGUGCCUACAAGUUCCAACUUCACUGUAUUCCCUAUGUGUUGAACCAUCUUUAGGUACCUACCAACUUAGAUAGGUACCUAAUCUAGGGUACCUAAUUCGCAUCAUCAUCUUCUUCCCUAAUCCCGCCGCCGCUUCUGCCCCGUGUCGCAUGUUUCUCUCCCUUUUACUACUACAAGCCAACUUUCUUCAUCUAUCAAUCACUUCAUCACCUCAUCUCUUUUUUUCACCCCUAGUCUUCAAUACUCACUCUCCUUUAUAGACUAGGAAUCUAUUUUCGUCCUAUUUUCUCUUCUUACUCAACCAAUAAACCUGCGUCGCGAAUAUUUCCUUCAUUAUUUGAAAUCCGCCACUUCCGCUACUCCCUUUUUUAUACUUUUCCCAACAGUUACAUUUUUUUUUGGCUUCUACCUACUCUUAACGAUGUCCGGACGUUACGAACGGGUCAACACCCAAGACGACGAACCCGAUACCCCGAUUGCUCCCUCUUCGUUACGACCACGAUCGACGCCUAACUCUCCCCCGCCUUCAUUUCAUUCCCGGGCCUCUUCUGCUGAAAGAAGAAGGCGAGAUGUCGAUCCUGCAUUAGCUGAUGCAUUCGAUGCCGAAGACGACGAUAGCGACGAUGAUGAACCCGAUGAUAGGCAGCGCUUAGUUCGAGGAAAUUCUUUCCCCAUUUCAAACAACACUACGAGCCAGACUUCAAAUGGGAACGAUGCGCGAACAUCUCCCGGAAGCCAGACACAAUUCUCCGGUGUUAACAACGCUCAGCAUGCUAGUUCAAGAGUGUACGGUGGUGGAAUACAAUCGGAUGGCGUAUUUUCCAACAUGAUGGCUCGACCGGAAAGGGGCGAGAAGGUCGUUGAAGAAGCACCUCCAACCUACGAGCAAGCUGCGGCAGAUGCUGCGCCACCAUAUUGGGAAACGACUAUCCUAGCACCGGGUCUUGGUGGUCCCGAGGAUGUUUAUAUCGAUGGAAUGCCCGUUGGCUCAGUAUUCAGUUUUAUUUGGAACGGAAUGAUCAGCAUGUCCUUUCAAGUGUUUUUCGUUGGUUUCCUCCUUACGUACCUAUUACACUCCACACAUGCGGCAAAGAAUGGCUCUCGCGCCGGACUCGGUAUAACACUCAUCCAGUACGGCUUCCUGUUGAAAGGAUCCUCUUCCGACUCGGGCGGUAUGGCCGGUGCGCCUACGGACGGAUACGCACAACCUCCGGAUCCCAACAGCCAUGAUUUUGACCCCACGACUGUUUCGACUGAUAAUGGCGAAGAAGGUUCGGCAUUUAGUGAUAUUGUGGGCAGCGAGUGGCUAGCGUAUCUGCUUAUGAUUGUGGGUUGGUUAAUCUUGAUCCGAGCGGUUUGCGACUACGUCAGGGUCAGGAAGCAUGAACAACUCGUGCUGCAGAGCCCGGACAGAGGCUUAGGCAUACCGAUUAUUGCCGAGGGCGAAAGGCCCGAGACCGUGGUUUAAGAUGAUAGGUAUCAUGAAAAUCGCCGGCCAUUUUGAGUUGACGGGGUGUUCUCAGGUCGAUUGUAGCACACGAUUGUUAGACAACUGACAUCAAGAUCGGGGGUACAGGUUUAGGCGUACGGGUGGUUCUCUCAAAAUAACGGCGUAAUGGGUGUUUGGGGAUAUUGUUGCCAAUCCCCCUUGAAUAACCUAGAUAUCCUAGGGUUUAGUUAUGGAUUAUAGGUUUUAACAGAGCAUUUCAAAGCGAUUCCGAUGUAAUAAUAUGAUUAUCUCUGCAAGCAAAUACCUUGGGUACCUAGAAGCCUCACGCCAAGCACCUGAGUGGGUUUACGGUUUACCACCUUACAAUGCUUACAUACCUCCUAGGUACCUGUAGAGGUAGGUACAUGAUAUUGUACAUGAGAUCCACCAAGACCCUGAACGAAUUAUCUGGCUGUCUGGGACCCAGAUCUGCUAGUCAAACGGCUAGCUUGGUUAGGUACCUAAAGCUGCAUGAGUUUAU